This is a messenger RNA of Rotaria sordida, 261 nucleotides long. The record is from the annotation of a GenBank genome assembly. NCBI's taxonomy places the organism in Eukaryota, Metazoa, Rotifera, Eurotatoria, Philodinida, Philodinidae.
AUGAAUCUUUUGGCUAGUUAUUUUGUUUCUUGUGAACGUGAAAGAAAUCGAUUACGUGCACAAAAAACAAUUGAAAUUACACCGAAUAUGUAUCGUUCACUUGGGUCAUCAUCAUUUAUUCCAGGACAUCUUCAAUCAAUUUGGAGUAAAGAAUAUGCUGUUCGUUCUGUCCUAUUUUCAUUAACAUCAACACAAAUUAAUCAACAGAUGUUUUCUACACCAUCAUCACCAAGAAAAAUUCGAUCAAAAUCCGAUUCAUGA